Drosophila willistoni is the source of this 3347-nucleotide messenger RNA. RefSeq names its product patj homolog (gene Patj). The record is from RefSeq and is a predicted model, not a curated record. Gene Ontology annotation, molecular function: protein binding. NCBI's taxonomy places the organism in Eukaryota, Metazoa, Arthropoda, Insecta, Diptera, Drosophilidae. The transcript has 2 exons. The coding region runs from base 376 to 2979 and encodes 867 amino acids.
CAGGUAAUUAAAAAUCAAUAAAAAAAAAUACAAGUGCCAAACUGCAGCCAAGAAAUGCAGUGUUCUACAUUUUCAUAAAUAAGUUAACAAUUUCGAAGGAGAAGCAACCGAAAACAAGGGCGCCGCAACCAGAAAGUGAAGGUGAUCCCUGGGAGAGAGUAAAGGAAAAUUAGAAGGAAAAUAAAAAAUCUGUGCCAACAACACGUACUUACACACACACACACACACCCACAGAAGCUCAUACAGAGGCAGAAACAGAGCUAAACGGACACGGCCCCUGCCCCCGCAAAUAACAACGGAAAUAACAGCGUACGCUCCAGUGGCUAGGCCAAACCCGAGACCACACCCAGCAACUGCAAUAGCAACACCAACAAGAUGCACCUCAGUGCCGAUAUAUCCAGCGCCCUGCAACAGAUCGAGGCCGUGAAAAAGGGCAUCGAAGAGUCAGAUGAUCCGAAAUUACAAAUGCAAACGGCCGAGAGUCUAAAUACGAUUUUGGGUAUUCUGCAAGAUCCGGUUUUUCGGACCAUUGUCCAUGUCCAGGAUUCGCUAUCCGAGCUGAAUGCCCAACUAGGUCAGCAUCCGUCCAUGUUGCCGCAGGAUUUCGAUAUAGAUGUCGCUGGAAAUUUGGUCUUAAGCCUUAAUGGAGGGGAGGUCAUGUAUGACUAUGGCGAUGAUGGACGACAAUCCUCAUCAGCCACACACUCGGCGCCAGGCAGUCCGGAUAAAGGAGAUGUCGAAGGCGAACAGCCACGCCCACAGAGUCAGAAUUCAAAGGCCGGCGGCGGUGCAGAUUUGUAUGCUACGGACUACGCCCAAAUUCAGGCCAUUGAAUUGGUUAACGAUGGCACUGGCCUGGGUUUCGGUAUCAUUGGAGCACGCAGCUCGGGAGUUAUAGUUAAAACCAUUUUGCCUGGCGGUGUGGCCGAUAGGGAUGGACGCUUGCGUUCGGGCGAUCAUAUUCUGCAAAUCGGUGAUGUAAAUCUGCAUGAAAUGGUAUCGGAGCAAGUUGCUGCUGUGCUGCGCCAAUCGGGCACUCAUGUUCGCUUGGUGGUGGCUCGUCCCCUGGAACAGAAUGUGCCCACUCCGCAGUAUGCCCUGGAGCCGGCGGGCAGUGCAGUUGUUCCCACCCGGGUGCUUAUCGAUCCAGCCGAACUGGAGAGAUAUCUGAUAUCCACAGGCUAUCCAGAGAUUUUCGGUGAGAGUUCGACUGCAUCAACGCCACAAACCACCACCGAGGAUGAUCGUUUCGUCUAUCGCGGCGAGACUUCCAUGUUGAUCGAUCCCAGCAUAGAUUUGGAGGAAUUGCUAGCUCUACCCGAAACAGAGAAGCUGCAAGUAGAGCUCAAAAAGGAUGCCAAUGGUCUGGGCAUCACCAUAGCCGGAUAUGUGUGCGAAAAGGAAGAGCUUUCGGGGAUAUUUGUGAAGAGUGUUUCGCCGGGAUCGGCUGCUGAUUUAAGUGGACGCAUCCGAGUUAAUGAUCGGAUCAUUGAGGUUGAUGGUCAAUCCCUGCAGGGCUAUUCGAAUCAUCAGGCUGUAGAGUUGCUUAAGAAAUCAGGUCAGGUGGUGAAUCUCAGAUUGGAACGCUAUUUACGUGGUCCAAAGUACGAGCAACUACAGCAGGCUAUUGCCGCAAAUGAUCAACUGCCAUCCACCAGUGCUCCUGGCACUCCAUCCCGCGCUCCCAUGCCAACACCGUCGCCUCCAUCGCCUGGCCUUCCCGCAGAAGAUGAGACUGUGCCCGCUCCAGAAGCAUUUAUGAGUCCCCCACCAUCGGCGGCAACCACCACAACGACUACUUUGAGCAGUUUUGGUGCCGGUAAACAACUGGUGGCUGUUCGAGACUCCCUGGAUGGCCAACCUAAGAUUAUACCCACAGAUGUGGUGCAGCUGGCGGAUAAAGCAGAGGCUAAGAAUUCCAGUCUCAUAACCACACGUCACAAAUACUACACGGAUCCGGAACUCACAGACGAAGUGGAAACGGAAAUCAUACGCAAAUGGCAAAAAAUUGUCGGCUCCGAUGUGGAGGUUAUUGUGGCUCAAAUCAAAAAAUUCGCUGUCGGCGGCUUGGGCAUAUCAUUGGAAGGCACUGUCGAUGUGGAAGGCGGACGGGAAGUACGUCCUCAUCAUUAUAUACGUUCGAUUCUUCCCGAUGGGCCUGUCGGUGUUAAUGGAGUGCUCCGCUCUGGCGAUGAGUUGCUCGAGGUAAAUGGCGAACGAUUGCUGGGCAUGAAUCAUUUGGAAGUUGUGGCCAUAUUGAAGGAAUUGCCAUUGGAUGUGCGCAUGGUGUGCGGUAGGAGCAAAUCAAACUCUUCCCUGUUACCCUUCAGCGAUGACACCCUGAAGAAACUAUCCAACAAUUUUGAGAAUCUUUUGCCUGCCUCCGAUCGCCUUGUGAAGGCUAAAUCGGAUGGCAGUCUGGCCACUGCAGGAUCUGUGGCCGAUGCGGAUUCCGUUGCUGCAGCAGCCGCUUCAUUUAACAAAUUGAAAUCUCGCUCAUUGGAACCCCUAACUGGUCUGGCCAUGUGGUCAUCACAGCCACAGAUCAUUGAACUGGUCAAAGGAGAUCGUGGAUUGGGCUUUUCCAUACUGGAUUAUCAGGAUCCCUUGGAUCCUAAUGAUACAUUGAUAGUCAUACGUUCAUUGGUGCCCGGUGGAGUGGCCCAAUUGGAUGGUCGUCUCAUUCCCGGCGAUCGUUUGCUAUUUGUCAAUUCUAUUAAUCUGGAGAACGCAUCACUGGAUCAGGCCGUUCAGGCUCUUAAGGGUGCGCCCAAGGGUGUGGUGCGCAUUGGUGUGGCCAAACCACUGCCCAUGACGGAUAAUUCGCUAAAGGCAUGCAGCAAUGCCAGCACCACCAGCGAGGAGACUCUCGAUGCCCAACAAUCGCCACCGCCAGCCUUGCCCACAGCGGCCCCACCAGCAAUGCCAACACCCGCCAAGGGUGCAGAACCCGAUCUGAUACCCGAUUGGCGUAAUUAAACCACAUUCAGGGUAUUUCUGCAGCUAUAAAAUCAGACAAUCCCUAAAUGGGUAUUAAUUCCUUGCAACUAAGUUGACUAUUUUAUGUUGAGGGUGUUCUGAAUGCCCCCAAAAAUGAAACGAUAAGAAGAUAGCCAAGCAUUUGCAGACCUUUAUUCAUAUAUAACUAGGGCUCAAUUCGAGUUGUCCAGGGAGUAGGAGGGGAACUAUAGAAAAUAAGAAUAUUUAUCAAUUUGUUUUCCUGAUUGUUAGAAUUCUGUUUUUUUCGCAAAAGGAAUUUUAUUUUUUGUAUCAUUAUAUUUAAACCCGAACUAAAGAGAAAAGGGGAAAAGAGAGAGUAUUUCUAUUAUUAUCUAUCAAAUUGUUAA